UCGAAAACCCAAAAGCCGAAUCCGAUUCCCCGCCCCCAUCAAUUCAUAAAUGACACGCCUCAUCAUCUCUCCGCCGGGCACCGCAGAGAGAGGAAAGUUGAAAAAAUGAAUUCGCCGGCGAUAUCGUCGUCGUCUCCGCUCCCACUCUUCAUCCCAUUCUUCUUCUCUUCCUUUUUGUUUUUCUCCUCUGCAGAUAAGACGGCCGUCACGUCUGAGCUGGUGUCGAGGGAGUUCUUCCCGAUGGAGGGGGAUCUGGCUUGGAUCAUCCAGGUCUCCGAUCUCCAUCUCAGUGCUUACCACCCCAAACGCGCGGAAGACUUAGUUGGGCUUCUUGGGUCAGCGAUCCGGGUCAUCAGGCCCGAUUUACUCCUCGUUACAGGAGAUAUUACAGAUGCGAAAAACAAAAAAAGAACGAGCACAAGGCAGGAUGAAUCAGAGUGGAUUCAAUACAGUGACACAAUGGAUGCCCUGGUUAAGCAAAGUGGUUUAGAGAGGAGAAGAAUAUUUGAUAUACGAGGAAAUCAUGACAAAUAUGGCGUUCCUUAUGUUGGAAGCACACUUGAUUUCUUCUCCGUUCAUAGUAUCAGUUCACAGUUCAAUAGGCUUGGCACCAUUCAGAGUAUAUCUCUUGUGGGAGAGGAUCGAAGAUAUAUAUUUUUGGGUAUAGAUGACACAAUGAGAAUUGGACUUCGUGGCCCAUCAAAUUUGUUUGGCCAUCCAUCUGCUAACAGGAUUCACACUGUUGAAGCUGAACUUCAGUACUGGGAUAAUCAUCCUGUUGCUUUUGUCACUAAAGUCGUGUUCGGCCAUUUCCCAAUGUCUUUCACAGCUUCAGCUGAAACAGGAGAGAGAUAUGAACCGGUUUUUGCAAGGCAUUCUAUCUCUGCAUACAUUUGUGGCCACCUUCAUUCAAAGUUCGGAAAACAGCUAUGGAGGCUGCAUACAUUUAAAGCACUAUCUCAUUUUUGGGAAUGGGAACUUGGGGAUUGGAAGGAAUUUAGGUUUAUCAGAAUUCUUGCCAUUGAUCGAGGGGAUGUUUCGUUUCUGGAUAUGGAGCUUCUUAGCAUAAGCGAGCCACCUAACGGCUUCAAGACUUCUAUCCUCGUUACCUAUCCUAUGGAUUCGAGAAGCAUGAGUAGAGUUAAGGAGCAUACCCAGCUAGUAAGAAAUGAUAUAAAUGCUCUGGUUUUCUCGGUUCAACGAAUCAUUAAUGUGACUGCGAAUAUUUUUGACUCGUGGAGAGCUGUCAAGUUGAUGGAGGAGAUACCGCUGCAGCCUGCUUCGGGUUCUUCUAAUGGCAAGCCUCUCUAUCAUGCCAAAUGGAAUGCGGAAAACUAUGUGAGUGCCUCUGCGACUCGCUAUUGGCUGCAAGUGCGUGUGAUAGAUUUUAAGGGCGAGCAAACAGCUACUGAACUGAGGCCAUUUUCAGUCGAAGGUAAAACAGCCGGAUUUUCAUCUUCAUUGUUAGCUUUUUUGGUUUUUGAUUUGCAGUGGGAGCAAGUUUUUUAUUUUCUCAAAUGGAGCAACAUUUACUUUCUUGUACUGCUUCUAUGCCUUCCAAAGCUCCUGAAUCUAUUCAUGGAGAGAAAUUCAUCUUAUCAGAAGUGGGCUAUGUCAGCUUUCAUCUCUUCAUCUCCUUCCUUCUACCAGAGAAAAUUUCUCUUCAGAUUACUGUGGUUUUUGAUGGAGGGUUCAAGGACUAAGAAGCUAUGGUAUGCCAUGGUAAUUUACCUUCUUUAUUUACUCACAAUGCCAUGGUUUUGGGGUCACGCGACUUCGGAGAAAGGAAAUAUUUUUGAAUUAUGUUUGUCUGGUUGGAGAAUGCGAACUUCAAGCGGCGAAACUACGAGCGAAUGGAUUGGAAUUCCUGAUUCAAUGACAAUCACCCUGCCUUUCAUGUAUUUCAUUAUCACCCCUUUAUUUCUUCUAAUUUACAGCUUUUCUGCAGAAAGAUCUGCUUCUUUCUUUCAUUCAAGCCAGAACAAUAAUUGUUCAGACAACCAAAUGAAUUUCCAAACAGAAAAUAAUAGAACUUUUCUUCAAUCUUUUUGCACAACUGAAUUUUUAGGAUAUAAGUUUUGUGCUGGUUGGCCAAGAAAGGCCUUUGUGCUUGCUGGUGCAGUCAUUGCCUGCUUACAUUUGAAGCUUGUUUCUGGCGUCAUGGAAGCUUAUGGAGCCGCACCUGUAAUGUUGUCGCCGGCCGUUUCAUGGAUGCCAUGGUUAUUCUUGCUGGCUGCCAUUUAUUCGACGUUGAAGUAGUCACAGAUCCUCAAACUUUCAAGCGCAC
This is a messenger RNA of Phalaenopsis equestris, 2287 nucleotides long. Its product is annotated as putative metallophosphoesterase At3g03305. The coding region runs from base 106 to 2259 and encodes 717 amino acids. The record is from RefSeq and is a predicted model, not a curated record. The transcript is spliced from 5 exons. Gene Ontology annotation, molecular function: hydrolase activity. Lineage: Eukaryota; Viridiplantae; Streptophyta; Magnoliopsida; Asparagales; Orchidaceae.